Messenger RNA from Salvelinus fontinalis (brook trout), 3857 nucleotides. Its product is annotated as polypeptide N-acetylgalactosaminyltransferase 4-like. The record is from RefSeq and is a predicted model, not a curated record. NCBI's taxonomy places the organism in Eukaryota, Metazoa, Chordata, Actinopteri, Salmoniformes, Salmonidae. Bases 461 to 2227 code for a protein of 588 amino acids. The transcript is spliced from 11 exons. Gene Ontology annotation, cellular component: Golgi apparatus.
UUCAGAUCAAAUCGCCACAUUUACAAACUUCCUAGUGAGUGAUCAACAAAGUACAUUUACUUGCUCAGUCAGCAAACCAACAUUUCGUGAACAACAAGAGGUUUUAAGGUCAGAAAUAUUUCUAGCACAAGUACGCAUACAUGUAGUCUCAUUUAUUACAAUGCUUCAAGAAUUCCUUUGAAAUCGAGUGAAAACAAGAGCUGGCAAGAUAAAUUCCGGAACGGAAAAGUGACAGCCCGAGCUAGCCAGCGCUCGAGACCAUCAUCAACGUGAAGAGGAUGUGGUUGUGUUGAAAGCUGCAGUCUGAGAUCGAGCUAGACAGAUGCAAGCCAGAGGUUGAGUCGGAGACAAAACGCCGAGCAGCUUCCAGGAACACGGAAUGUAGUGGACUAGGUAAUAAAAGCUGGGGACUUUUUGAGUGGCAGCUGGUGAGUUUCCUCUCUAGUGGUUGCCGGGGGCGAUGAGGGUGCGUUGCUCCCGGAAGCUGGGCCUCCUAGCUAAGUCCUUCUUCCUGCUGUGGGUGCUGUGGCUGGGCUACCUGCUCCUGGUCCGUUCCGCCUCCUCCUCCACAGGGAACGAUGGAGGGGAGGACGGAGGGGGCCGCAGCCUGCUGGUUAGGCACUUAGCCCCCGUGGAGGAACAGGGGAGCGAGCAGCUGGCCAGGCCGGUGUACGUGAAAGCGCCGGCGGAUGCCAACGCUCCCGGGGAAUGGGGCAAGGCCACCAGGCUAAACCUCAGCCCGGAGGAGAAGAAGCAAGAGGAGGACAGCGUGGAGAGAUACGCUAUUAAUAUCUUUGUCAGCGAUAAGAUCUCUCUGCACCGACACAUCCAGGACAACAGGAUGAAGGAAUGCAGAGCUAAGAAGUUUGACUACCGUCGUCUGCCGACCACGUCCGUGAUCAUAGCGUUCUACAACGAGGCCUGGUCCACCCUGCUCAGGACCAUCCACAGUGUUCUGGAGAGCACUCCUGCUGUCCUCCUGAAGGAGAUCAUUCUCAUAGACGACUUUAGUGACCGAGUCUAUCUGCAGUCUCAGCUGGAGCAGUACAUCAGUAACUGGGAGCGUGUCCGCCUCAUCCGCACCAACAAGAGGGAGGGGCUGGUCAGGGCGAGGCUCAUCGGCGCCACCUAUGCCACAGGGGACGUAUUGACCUUCCUGGACUGUCACUGCGAAUGUGUCCCCGGCUGGAUCGAGCCGCUCUUGGAGAGGAUUGGAGAGAAUGAGAGCACCAUCGUGUGUCCGGUGAUCGACACCAUCGACUGGAACUCGUUUGAGUUCUACAUGCAGACAGAUGAGCCCAUGAUCGGAGGCUUUGACUGGAGGCUGACCUUCCAGUGGCACUCCCUCCCUGAGGUCGACCGCAAGAAACGCAAAUCCCGCACCGAACCCAUCAGGUCUCCUACCAUGGCUGGUGGACUGUUUGCUGUGAGCAAGGCCUACUUUGAGUACCUGGGCACAUAUGACAUGGGCAUGGAGGUGUGGGGAGGAGAGAACUUGGAACUGUCCUUCAGGGUGUGGCAGUGUGGAGGUUCUCUGGAGAUCCACCCCUGCUCCCAUGUGGGCCACGUCUUCCCAAAGAAAGCCCCCUACGCCAGGCCCAAGUUCCUCCAGAACACGGUCCGUGCUGCCGAGGUGUGGAUGGACACAUACAAACAGCACUUCUACAACAGAAACCCCCCUGCCAGAAAGGAGACAUAUGGGGACAUCUCAGAGAGGGUUGUCCUCAGAGAGAGACUGAAAUGUAACAGCUUUGACUGGUACCUGAAGAACAUCUACCCUGACCUGCAUGUACCAGAGGACAGGGAGGGCUGGCACGGGGCGGUGCGUAGCUCUGGGAUCCAUUCAGAGUGCCUGGACUACAACGCCCCGGAACACAGUCCCACGGGGGCGCACAUCUCCCUCUUUGGUUGCCAUGGGCAGGGCGGCAACCAGUACUUUGAGUACACGACUCAUAAGGAGAUCCGCUAUAACUCUGUGACGGAGCUGUGUGCCGAGGUCCCCGAGGGACAGACUUACAUUGGGAUGAAACACUGCCCCCAUGACAGAACCCCUACACCCCCCACCAUCAUCUGGGAGUUCAGAGAGGACGGGACCAUAUACCACCCUCACUCAGACAUGUGUGUCACCUCCUACCGCACAGCCGAGGGGCGAGCGGACGUCCAGAUGAGGACGUGCACUGCCGAGGACAAGCACCAGCGCUGGAAGUUUGAGAAUGGGAGGAACUAGCCUCACCCUAACCCUAAUUGACCUUUGACCUAAGUGCAAUUACAGUUCCACGGUGGACGAUUGAGAGGCAGGAUUUUUAAAGAGGGACCCAGCAAAGCCCCUCAGCAAACUACCUACUUGUUCCCUGUGGGAAGACGUCCUCAUUUAAAGUGCCUUUGCAAACCAAGUGGGGUCCACACCUGAGGUGACAGUAUUUAUGUCCGUCUGUCAGAAUGACCUCGUUUUGUUGAUCUUUCCUUCCUGUCACUAUGUGGGCUGAAAAACAAUAAGAAAGCUUGAAGGAACAGUCCAGGAUUGUCUAGUGGUGUCAGAUCUAAAAGACUGGUUUCAAAGAGGAUCAAUGGCAGGGAUCAUGGGAGUUUUGUUUUUUAAUUCAGUGGGAUCGGCAUAGAUUCGAACAAGUACUGUUGCACUACAGAAUGAUUUUAUAGAAUAUUUUGGUGGUGUUUUUUUUACAGGUAGACCACAACAAAAUAAUUGAAUGGUGUUGUCCUUAAAAUAAGAUAAAAAAGUUUAGUACAUUAAAACGAUUCAUUUAGAGGUCUAAAUGAUUACUCUUUUCUAUGUGUGGUUAAUCUGAGGUUUGCAAUUCAAAGAUAACCCUUUGAGAUAGCUGAAUAAGUCCCAAAGCUUUGUAUCAUAUGAGACUUAUCUAUACAAGCCCCAUCUUGUUGUUUAUGUGGAGUUAAGAGGACCCUGUCGUGCUAGUAGGCUGUAUGUGUUCUACUCACCAGCGUCCGUCUCUCUGUUUGGAGACUGUUCAAAGUAGGUUGAAAUCGGGCUAUUCGAACAAGACUUGAAACACUUAAGCUUGUGCUAAGUGCAAUUUUCCAUUGCCUGAGGAUGGUGGGAUGUCUGACAUUGUUUUCUGGGAGUCUUCACUGUGCUGUGGAUUCAAAAACUGAGGCACAGUUAAAAAAAUUGGGCAGAAUUCUUUUACACAUAUUUUAAUCUUUAAAAAAUAAAUAUAAAUCGAAUGUGCCUAACAUACAAUUAUAAAGAUGUUCAUUUGACUUUCAUAGUGGCAAUAUUCUCAUAUAAGUCUUGGUCUAUAGCAAUGUUGUCUGCUCUCUUCCAAGGCCUCACCAUUGCAACUAACACAAGCAUGUCACAGCAUUGCUUACUUGUAGCAUUUAUACUGUAUCAUGCAUCAAUUGCUGAUCUCUCAAGGGAUUGAUUCUCUUAAACCUGCCACACAACAGAUUCCCUUGUCUUUGACAGACUUACAUCAACACCUGCACUCUGCUCUUACUCUCUCUCCUAACCUGAACCUUUCCUAUAAUAUCAUGUUCCCUUGAUUGGGAUUCCAGAACCACAUUAUGGCCUUAAUAACAAUGAUUCCGUGUUUGUUGCUAUUGAAGUGCUUAUUGAAAUCAGUUGUACCGCCGCAGACUGGUUUUCCUAAUGGUCUUUUUGUGGUCCUUUGCACGAGGGCAUUUUUUUUUCAUAUCAAAUAUUUGUAAUGAUUGUUUGAUCAUUCAAAAUGACUCCAGCUUAAUAGGAUAUUUCUUGGUAUAAAGGGACCUGAAUGGGAUGUGGCGUAUUUAAACUACUGAACUGAUUUAAUAAGCACAAGAGGUGGUGGGGAUUAUUGUUUGUACCAGUGAAGAAUAAAAGGGUCAAAAUAAAA